AGAAACCAGCCAGGGACUGUCUCCGCGAACGAAACUAUUGUGUUAAAUUAUUUUUGAUAGACAAAUGGAGGUAAAACAAGAAAUUAUUGAUGAGACAUGUCAAGCAGAAAAAUAUAAUGCUUUUGAUAAUGAUUCUUUAUGUAUUUGUAAAAUUGAAAUUAAGGAGGAACCCAUGAAAGAAAGUACACAUGCUACAUUUGAUUAUGUUGCCUUAAAGACUGAAAUAGAACAAGAGGAACAUAAACUUACUUCAUUUAAAGAAAGACAAACAAAUCCAAGUGGUUGUCCUGAGGAGAACAAAUCGACAAUUAUAAAAACAUUAACAGAACAUUCAUCUUUUAAGGAAAAAUUAAAGAUUCAACACCAUGAAGAUAGUACAUUAAAAGAUAGUUUGAAAAAACAUUUAGUGAUACACCCUGGAGGAAAACCUUACAACUGUGAAAUUUGCUUUAAACAGUUCACACGAGCAGGUCAUUUGAAAUGUCAUAUCAGAAUGCACACUGGAGAAAAGCCUUACAAGUGCAAAAUUUGUUUUAAGCAGUUUUCUCAAACAAGUAAUUUGAAAACACAUUUGAAAGUGCACUCUGGAGAAAAACCUUACGAGUGUGAAAUUUGUAUUAAACAGUUUAAUGAUGCUGGAAGUUUAAGAAGACAUUUAAGAUUACAUACUGGGGAAAAACCUUACAAGUGUGAAAUUUGUGUUAAGCAGUUUAAUGAUGCAAGAAGUUUAAGACGACAUUUAAGAUUGCACACUGGGGAAAAACCUUACAAGUGCGAAAUUUGUUUUAAACAGUUCACACAAGCAAGUCAUUUGAAAUGCCACAUUAGAUUGCAUACUGGAGAAAUGCCUUAUGAAUGUAAAAUUUGUUUUAAGAAGUUUUCUCAAACAAGUCAUUUGAAAACACAUUUGAAAGUGCAUUCUGGAGAAAAACCUUACGAAUGUGAAAUUUGUACUAAGCAGUUUAAUGAUGCUGGGAGUUUAAGAAGACAUUUAAGAUUGCAUACUGGGGAAAAACCUUACAAGUGUGAAAUUUGUUUGAAACAAUUCACACUACCAGGUAGUUUGAAAUGCCAUAUCAGAUUGCACACUGGAGAAAGGCCUUACGGGUGUAAAAUAUGCUUUAAGCAGUUUUCACAAAAAAAUCAUUUGAAAAGGCAUUCAAAAGUGCACACUGGAGAAAAAAUUUAAGAAGUUUCUUAAGUUAAAAGUUGAUUAGAGAUGGUGAGAUUAAAAGAUGACUCACACUGGGAUUCAAAACUUACAAGUUUGAAACAGUUCACACAAGCAGGUAAUUUGAAAUGUCAUAUCAGAUCGCCCACUGGAGAAAUGCUUUAAGUUUAAAAAUUGUUUUUAGCAGUUUGCUCGGAAACAAUGUAACUGAACUUUGGAAGAAUGGCGGUUACUAAAAGAACUAAAAAUGAUUUAAGAGCCUUUUGAAGAUGCAACUCGUGUAAUAAGUGGGCAAAAAUAUCUAGUAGCUUCGAUGGUGAUAAUAAUCACAAUUGGGUUACAAAAUGUUUGUGGAGCUUCUCAAUAGGGAGAUGUCAUCAAUAGCCAAUAUGGUCAUUAAUAAAUUGCAAAGAGGUCUCAAAGAAAGCAUGGAUAAUAUUGAAAAUACUGAUACCCUAGCAAUGACAACAUUCCUGGACCCAUGUUUUAAGAUUUUAGGGUUUAAAAACCUUAAAGACUGUUGUUCCUAAAUUAUAACUAUCAAUUUUGUAGGUUGAAACAUAUUGACAUUUAAGGUACUAUUCCGACAACGACUGUAGAUGACAGACGGCAAUUGCAGUUGCCGCCACGGCAGACAUCACUACUUUGAAGUACUGCUGUUAGUGCCGUCGUGAAGUAGGACAAGAUGGAGGUGUUGACAAACGAAGAAAAUGACUAUUUGAUUGAUUUAGUGUCUAACUGUCCAUGUUUAUUCGACUGAAAAAAUGCGAAUUAUAAAAAUUCACGUAUGAAAGAAAUUGUUUGGAAGGAGAUCUUCGAAAAAGUGAAUAAAACCAGUGAAAGCUGUAGAAAGCAGUGGAAGACCAUCCGUCAUGGAUAUAUACGAUUUAAACGCAAAAAUAAACUACCUACUGGAUCGGCAGCACCUCCAAGUAAUCGCAGUAAAUGGCGAAUAUAUAGGCUCUUAUCGUUCCUAGAUAAUGUUCCGCAAGAGAGGUCGACUAUUAGCAGCAUAUAUGAUGACACGGAGUCAUCACAAAACAGUGUUGAAGAACUCGUAGACUCAGCACAGAAUAAUACACAGGAAGAGUCACCUACUCAACAAGCAAAUGCUACCUAAGUACUGAGAGUUAUGUACAAACUUUCUCUAUCACAGCUGACCAGCAACUCAACCAACCCAAUAAGAAACGUCGUCAUAAUACUAAAGAAGACUAAAUUUUUCUCAUUUUUUAUUUCUAAAAUUUUUGUUGUGCCGCUUGAGUUUUUUGCUUUGAGUACUUUCAUGUUGCAGUUAUCUUGUAUUAUAUUUUUUAUUAGAUUGCUAUUAUAGUUUCUAUGAUCGUUCCUGAUUUCUUUUUUCACGUUUUUGUUUAAACUUUUUAGGUCUUUUUGGCAUUCCGUUUGUUUUUGAAACAGGAUAUCGGUGGUUGGGUAUCGUUCUCGUUUAAUAAGUUGGUUUCGUUCUACUCUCGUCUGUAUUUUAAUGAUGCAUGCUGGGCUGAUCCAUGUCCAUUUACGUUGUUUAGAUUUUUUAAAGAAAGUGUUGAGACAAAAUAAAUUUUCAUUGUUUAAGUAGUUGUACAACAUCUCACCCCUUCCGUUCCUGUUAUCCAGCCCAAAAGCGACCGAUAUAUUGUGUGUCGCAGUCUUCUUUUGUACCAAUUUUUGCAUUAAAAUCACCUGUGAUUAUUACGAAGUGUGAUUUUUCUUAGUUCCUUGCUGUUGUCAGAUCCUCGUAAAGGAUCAUCAUGUAAGAGAACAAAAUCAGCAGCUAUAGCAUACAAUGUUUUGGAUGAAAAUUUCCAUCAACGCAUGAUUGAGGACCUCCAAUCAGGCUGUCCAUUAUUUUCUAUUAUUAUAGAUGUGAGUACAGUCAAAGUCUUGGCAAUCGCUAUUAAAUUUUAUUCAAAUGUCCAUAACUGUAAAAACUAAUUUUUUUUGUGCUGUAUAUAUUGAUGCGCUCAAUAGUGCAUUAAUAAAUCAUGGAUUGAAUAUGAAACAAAUGGUAGGUUUUGCGGCUGACACCACGAAUGUUAUGUUUGGUGAAACCAAUGGUAUUGUUUCAAAAAUUAAAGAAAUUAAUCCUCACUGUAUAUUUGUAAAAUGAGUCUGCCAUUCUGUUGCUCUUGCUGUAAGUCAUGCUUGUAAAGUUUUACUUAGAAAUUUGGAACAAUGUAUUAAAGAAAUAUAUAGUUAUUUUUCACAAAGUAGUAAACGGCAAAGGGAAUUGAAAGAAUUUCAGGAAUUCAGUAAUACUGAAAAACAUAGAAUUUUAAGGCAUUGUGAUAUACUCUGGCUAUCGCUGCACAUGUGUAUUAAUAGAGUUUUAGAGCAGUGGGUUCCUCUAAAACUAUUUUUUCAAGGUCAGCUUUUGGAAGACAAAAAACAACAUGCUUCUUGUGAGUUUAUAUACCUAUAGCUGCUUUAAUUACAAUCUUAUUAAGUUAUAUUUUUACUUUCUUGAUUUUAUUUUGCCCAUAGCAAAUAAAUUUAACAUAGUUUUUCAGGGAGGUUACCCAUGGGUUUUAUAAUGACAUCUCAAGCUUUUUUCUUUCUGUUUUAAGUUGCUUUAUGAAAAAUAACUAUAUAAAAACUACCCCAAUUUCCAAUAUCGACCUUAAUGCAUCCAUGCAUUAUUUACCCUUAAAUGAAAUGUAUUUAGGUGUAAAUGUUGCAAAAAAUAUAAACGAAAUGAAAGGUAACGUUCCUGAACCAAUUAUUAAUGAUUUUCUCAAAGAUGUCAGCUAUUCCUCAUAGAGUUAUAAAAAUCAAUUAAAAAAUAGACUGCCCUUACGAAAUGAGAUUUUUAAGCAACUUGGCUUUGAAGACCUACAGGUCGCAGUAUACCAUGAUUUUAAAAGUCUCAUAGACGUUUUGUUACAUACAAUUUCCCAAUGUCAUUAUCGAAAAUACUCGUAAUAAGUAAACAACAGAAUAUAAAACCGUCUAUAUAUGUAAAUAAUACCAAACUUGAGCAAGUUGAUAAAAUCGUCUACCUUGGACAGCAAUUAAAUUGUAAUGCAGAAAAUCACGGCGAAAUUAGAUCCAGAAUAGAGCAGGCUAGAGCUGCUUUUAGAAGGAUGUCCAAGGUGUUAUGUAACAGAGACCUAAAUUUGGCAAUAAGGAUCCGCCUACUUCGCUGCUACGUGUUCUCGGUCUUACUUUAUGCUGUCGAGUCCUGGACUGUGAAUAAAAUCGAUCUAAAUCGCCUUGAGGCUUUCGAAAUGUGGUGCUAUAGAAGAAUUUUAAAAGUUUCCUGGGUGGAGAAGAUUCGUAACUCCACAUUACUAGAACGUCUCAGCAAGACUACUGAGAUCAUAAAAAGCAUCAAGCAGAGAAAGCUGGAAUAUUUCGGACAUGUAAUGAGAGGUCCCAAAUAUAGAUUGCUACAAAAUAUCAUGCAAGGAAACAUAGCAGGCAAACGCAGUCCAGGACGAAGAAGAACCUCAUGGUUGAAGAACUUGCGAGAUUGGUAUGGUGUAGAUACAAGCAUGCUAUUUAGGGUGGCAGUGAAUAAAAUUAAAAUAGCUAUGAUGGUAACCAACGUUCUGAAAGAACAUGGUACAUGAAGAAUUAUCGAAAAUAAGAUUCAGGACGUAGAUAAUGAAUACAAGGAAAUGAAAGUGGAUUCUGAUGUUGCAAACUUGCUUGUUUCAACUAACAGUGCAGGUAGUGUUUCGGAUAAUAUUGAACAGUUCUGGCAUUCAGUGAGCCUAUUAAAAGAAAAUGAUGGAAAAUAAAAAUAUAAAAAAAAAUCUCUAACUUUGCGAAACAAAUGCUGUGUUUACCUGUUUCCAAUGUAAAAUGCGAAAGAUUUUUCCGCUUUCAACCGCAAUAAAACAGAUGAUCGCAAUAAACUUUUAAAUAAAAAUGUCUCUUCAUUAUUAUUUGCCAAAGAAGCUAUGAAUGAGGUUGGGAAUUGUACCAAAUUUGAUCCAGAUAUACAGAUGUUAUAAGGCAAAUCAAUGGAUGACAAAAUAUUAAAUAUGAUACUGAUAAAUAGUUAUUUAUGCAGUAAGUCAGUAAAGUGAUUAUUUAUCGAAGGAGUCUGACAUUACGAGCAGAGCAAGUGAGGCAAGUAAUAGAUAAGUUCGUUAAAGAGUCUUUACUGACGUAGUACAUACAAAAUUUUAUGGCCAACCAUAAACAACAUUAAUAAAUAUUCAUAUUUUGUUUAAUCUUUUAAAACCAAAUAGACAGCUUGGUUUCGUUUCGCUUCAGGGGUGUUUUUUGUAGUCCCACUGAGAGACUGAAACGGAUGUAUGGGGAUUGUGGAUCGUCUUUGAACUGAAAUGAAACAUAGGUGUCUUUCAUUUUACUCAUAUUUUGAGUACACGGAACAAACUUUCGUUGGAAUUUUUCCUAGAUGAAUAGACAGAAUGUGACUGCACAGUAUUAUACUGCUUUAAUUAACAAUAACGUAAAUUUUGUACAAUAUUUUUAAUAAUUAAGGUACCUAAAUAAAUUUUAAGACCCUCAAAUAAAUAAUCGAUUACUGCCGUCACAUCAUAUAUUAGUUUCUAAGUUAAGUAUUUUUAUAAGUUUCUAAGCUGUUAUAAAAAAACCUAAAUCGUAUACAAAUAUAAAGUUUUAGUAU
Molecule: messenger RNA, 5768 nt
Organism: Diabrotica balteata
Lineage: Eukaryota; Metazoa; Arthropoda; Insecta; Coleoptera; Chrysomelidae
Source: the annotation of a GenBank genome assembly